Abrus precatorius (Indian licorice) is the source of this 769-nucleotide messenger RNA. Its product is annotated as DNA-directed RNA polymerases II, IV and V subunit 6A. Gene Ontology annotation, cellular component: nucleus; RNA polymerase II, core complex; RNA polymerase III complex. Gene Ontology annotation, biological process: DNA-templated transcription. Gene Ontology annotation, molecular function: DNA binding; DNA-directed RNA polymerase activity. NCBI's taxonomy places the organism in Eukaryota, Viridiplantae, Streptophyta, Magnoliopsida, Fabales, Fabaceae. The transcript is spliced from 6 exons. The record is from RefSeq and is a predicted model, not a curated record. Bases 129 to 560 code for a protein of 143 amino acids.
UGGUUUAUAUAUAUAGCGGUAGUUUCUGCAAAGUCGGUGUAUUUGUGUUCUGCGUGACUUGUGAGGGUUUAGGGGACACACAGCAGGCUUAAGCUUCGGCUUCUACCUCUCACUCUCUGCGAUUCGCGAUGGCCGAUGACGACUACGAUGAUAUGGACAUGGGGUAUGAAGAUGAGCCCCCAGAGCCUGAGAUUGAGGAAGGUGCAGAAGAGGAUGUGGAUAACAACAAAAACGAGGAAAUAACUGGUGAACCUGUUGACACUGAGGAUAAGGAAGAGGAACAACAAGUAGAGCGGCCUCGAAAGACAUCGAAGUACAUGACUAAGUAUGAGCGUGCUAGGAUUUUGGGUACCCGUGCUCUUCAAAUCAGUAUGAAUGCACCUGUUAUGGUCGAGUUAGAGGGGGAAACUGACCCACUUGAGAUUGCCAUGAAGGAACUUCGAGAGCGCAAAAUACCCUUCACCAUCCGCCGCUACUUACCUGAUGGAAGUUAUGAAGAUUGGGGAGUUGAUGAACUGAUUGUGGAAGAUUCUUGGAAGAGGCAAGUGGGUGGUGACUGAUGGUUUGUAUUGUCAGAGGUGUGGGGAGGUGUAAAGUAAAGGACACUAAAACUCCUGUCUUUUCACAACCAUUAUCUUUGAUUUGUUUGACCUUGAUACUGAUCUAUGGUCGUGCCAUAAACUUGCCUUACAGCGAUGUUUUAAUUUUGGGGUGUCUAACCGUCGAUGUUCCUCCGUUGAUUGUGCUUUAGCUUAGUGUAAUUUCUGCU